Molecule: messenger RNA, 831 nt
Organism: Geodia barretti
Lineage: Eukaryota; Metazoa; Porifera; Demospongiae; Tetractinellida; Geodiidae
Source: the annotation of a GenBank genome assembly
AAGUUUCAUUGCGGAGUUGCAGAAAGUGAACGCGCAAGUAUGCAACUAGUUCUUCUACUACUCGUCGUGUCGGCGACUGCCGCAGUCCUUGCCGAGGCCGCUCUCUCUGGAGAAGAGAGAGAGGCUCUGAUUGCGGAGGCAAUAGCGGAGGGCAAGGAACAUGGAAGGCAGCAGUCUCUUGCAAGAGAAGCCAGCAUUCAGCGCAUGAAGACGGGCCAGCUCAGCAGCGGGCAGAUGGUGGGAAGGCUCUUCAAGAAGCCUACCAAGAGUGCCAGGAAACAGGGAGAGGCCAGAGUCAUGCUGGACGACAUGGUGCGCCGGGCAGAGAAAAAGAUUGCAGAAGCGGAGAGACACAGCGUCGGUACCACUCAAGGAGCCGAAGAAAAGGCCGAGGCGCUGGCAAAGGAGCUGUUCCACAGACCUGGCUCCAUGCUCACCAGCGAUGAAAUUGCUCGCAUGACUCAGGAAUCCGGCUGCGCCAAUGUCAGAGAAGCUCCAAAAUGUUUCCAGAACUUGUACAACAUUUUUGUUCGCACCAUCGAUGGAACCUGCAACAAUUUUAAAAACCCUCUUUUUGGAGCCUCAGAAACGAAAUUCACUCGUCUCUGUCCUCCCUUCUACGAAGACGGCAUUGACUCCCUCAGGGGUGAUAUCCAGGGCAAGACAGGUAACCUGUUCUCACUGAGCGCCUAUGUUCCCCCCGCUCCAAGUGCCCGUCUCAUCAGCAAGACCAUCAUCUUCCGCAACGACUCACGAGAGGAAGACGACUUUACUCACCUCCUCAUGCAGUGGGGACAGUUCCUUGACCACGACCUCGACCUCUCUCCAGAA